GAUUGCACCACUGCACUCCGGUCUGGGUCUGGCUGGACCUGUGUCAAACAAAAAACAGAAACACUAGAGAGACAAAAGGCGAGGGCAGGCGGCUGCCGGAAAGCUGGAGCCCGGCGGGGUUGAGGUUACUUCCAGCCGCCCCGGGGCUGGCCUCGCUGCCGUCAAGCGGCCCGGGCGCGCUUUGCGACAGUCGGUGGGGCCUGGCACCGGCGCAGGUUCGCUUUCCGGCGGUUGCGGGGGGCCGGGGCGCCAGCGCCCGCCUUCCCGUUCCCUCCGGUUGCGCGGCGCGCCCACGGCCUGUGACCCCGGCGACCGCUCCUCAGUGACAAGAGAGCGGGGCCGGGCGCGGCUCCGGCCUGACCUGCGAAGGGACCUCGGUCCAGUCCCCUGUUGCGCCGCGCCUCCCGUCCGUCCGUGCGCGGGCCAGUCAGGGGCCAGUGUCUCGAGCGGUCGAGGUCGCAGACCUAGAGGCGCCCCACAGGCCGGCCCGGGACGCGGGGAGCGCCGGCCGCGGGCCAGGUGGGGAUGCCCCUGCACGUGAAGUGGCCGUUCCCCGCGGUGCCGCCGCUCACCUGGACCCUGGCCAGCAGCGUCGUCAUGGGCUUGGUGGGCACCUACAGCUGCUUCUGGACCAAGUAUAUGAACCACCUGACCGUGCACAACAAGGAGGUGCUGUACGAGCUCAUCGAGAACCGAGGCCCGGCCACGCCCCUCAUCACCGUGUCCAAUCACCAGUCCUGCAUGGACGACCCUCAUCUCUGGGGGAUCCUGAAACUCCGCCACAUCUGGAACCUGAAGUUGAUGCGUUGGACCCCUGCAGCUGCAGACAUCUGCUUCACCAAGGAGCUGCACUCCCACUUCUUCAGCUUGGGCAAGUGUGUGCCUGUGUGCCGAGGAGCAGAAUUUUUCCAAGCAGAGAAUGAGGAGAAAGGUGUUCUAGACACAGGCAGGCACAUGCCAGGUGCUGGAGAGAGAAGAGAGAAAGGAGAUGGCGUCUACCAGAAGGGGAUGGACUUCAUUUUGGAGAAACUCAACCAUGGGGACUGGGUGCAUAUCUUCCCAGAAGGGAAAGUGAACAUGAGUUCUGAGUUCCUGCGCUUCAAGUGGGGAAUCGGGCGCCUGAUUGCUGAGUGUCAUCUCAACCCCAUCAUCCUGCCCCUGUGGCAUGUUGGAAUGAAUGACGUCCUUCCUAACAGUCCGCCCUACUUCCCCCGCUUUGGACAGAAAAUCACUGUGCUGAUCGGGAAGCCCUUCAGUGCCCUUCCUGUACUCGAGCGGCUCCGGGCAGAGAACAAGUCAGCUGUGGAGAUGCGCAAAGCCCUGACAGACUUCAUUCAAGAGGAAUUUCAGCGUCUGAAGACUCAGGCAGAGCAGCUCCACAACCACCUCCAGCCUGGGAGAUAGGCCCCGCCUGGCCAGCCCCUGACCUUGCCUCCUCUGGGCCCUGAGGGAGCAGGCAGGGCUGAGGCUGGAGGAAGAGGCGGCACCAGGGUCCAGGCCCAACGGGGCUGGCUGUCCUUGCUUGCUGCCUUCUGGAUACUUGGCCUGCACAGAGCUGGGGCUGAGGGAUGGACUGAUGCUUUUAGCUCAAAUGUGGUUUUUAGACAGAUUUGUUCAUAGACCCUCUCAAGUGCCCUCUCCGAGCUGGUAGGCAUUCCAGCUCCUCCAUGCUUCCUCGGUUAAACGAAGGACCUCAGCUGCUUCUCCCACUUGGCCAAGCAGGGAGGAAGAAGCUUAGGCAGGGCCCUCCUUCCUUCUUGCCUUCAGGUGUUCUCUCCCAGGGGCUGGCGUCAGGAGGAAGCAUAGAAGGCAGGUGAGCAAGCAGUUGGCUGGGGGCUCACCAGAGCUGUGGAGAGGGGACCCUAAGACCCCUCAGCCUGGCUCCUACCCCCAACCCUUGCUGAACCAGGAGCUGCUCACUACCUCCUCAGGGAUGGCCGCUGGCCACGUCUUCCUUCUGCCUGAGCUUCCCCUGCCACAGGCCCUUUCCUCAGGCAAGGUCUGGCCUCAGGUGGGAAGAGCAGCCCUUGGCCAGAAGUCAAGCCCAGCCACGUGGAGCCUAGAGCGAGGGCCUGAGGUCUGGCUGCUUGCACCCAUGCUGGGGCCACCGACUUCUCCAUCCUUUCUGCUUCUCAACAUCACUUGAGUCCUGGGGCCUGAGUUUUCAUGUUUUUGAAACAGAACCAUAAAGCAUAUGUGUUGGCUUGUCGUA
This is a messenger RNA of Cercocebus atys (sooty mangabey), 2212 nucleotides long. RefSeq names its product tafazzin (gene TAFAZZIN). Gene Ontology annotation, biological process: inner mitochondrial membrane organization; cardiolipin acyl-chain remodeling. Gene Ontology annotation, cellular component: mitochondrial membrane. Lineage: Eukaryota; Metazoa; Chordata; Mammalia; Primates; Cercopithecidae. The record is from RefSeq and is a predicted model, not a curated record. The transcript has 12 exons. The coding region runs from base 526 to 1404 and encodes 292 amino acids. Gene Ontology annotation, molecular function: 1-acylglycerophosphocholine O-acyltransferase activity.